Messenger RNA from Cucumis sativus (cucumber), 655 nucleotides. Its product is annotated as thioredoxin H-type. The record is from RefSeq and is a predicted model, not a curated record. The transcript has 3 exons. Bases 122 to 463 code for a protein of 113 amino acids. Lineage: Eukaryota; Viridiplantae; Streptophyta; Magnoliopsida; Cucurbitales; Cucurbitaceae.
CCAUUCAUCUUUGCAUUGUGUUCACAGUUGCUUCUCAUUUCUCCUUAAUUCAAAUCCCUUUUCUCUAACCCUUAUUAUUCUUCCCUUUGCUUUUCUUCUAUAUCUGAAAAUAGUUAUCAAAAUGGCAGAAAUGGGAAAAGUUAUAAAAUGCCACACUCUUGCCUCAUGGAACCAACAACUCCUCAAAGCCCAACAAUACAACAAGCUGCUUGUCGUGAACUUUACUGCAAAAUGGUGUGGUCCAUGUCAUGCCAUGGCUCAUGUUCUUGAAGAAUUAGCAAAGAAGAUGAACAAUGUUAUUUUUUUGAAAGUAGACAUUGAUGAACUGAAUACUGUGGCGAAUGAGUUUGAAGUGACUGCCCUUCCUUCAUAUCAUUUCUUGAAGAAUGGGAGAUUGGUUGAAAAAUUCGAAGGUGCAAAGAAGGAUGUACUGAAAAGCACUGUAUCCAAACAUGCCACAUGAAGUAGCACUCUACCAAAUGGUUUACUUUUCUUUAAUCGUUUUUGUUUUUUGUUUUGGGACACCUACAAAGGAUUGAUUUGAUCAACCAUCAAUAACAAUGCUACAAAUUCAGACAUCCAUAAAUGAUAAUAAGAAUUCAGCCCGAUUAUGUAUUGUUAGUUGAUUUGGAAUUGGAUCUAUAGUUUAGGUUUU